AUGAACAUCAAUGUUCCAAAAAUCGUGAACGCCGCACUUGGAGAUGAUGCGAAGAAUCGCAAUGUUCGAGUCAUCUCCGACAACAUGAACAGGGGCAUUCAAAAUGACCCUGGCUUUCUCUCCAAAGACUUCCCGAGAGCGUCCCCUAAACUCUACUUCACUGCAGAGAGCGAUGAUUUUGACGAAAUCACACUUGCGGAAUGGAGAGACGAAGGCUUCGAUGUUGGAUAUGUUCCUAUGGGAAAUGAUAUGGACGACUACAGACGCCGCCUUGAGACUCUCAGCAGGAAACGUCUGGGGCCUUGCGAAACAUUUGGAAUCGUUGCUUAUGGAGACGCGGCGGCAUUCUGUUUGGAGCAUUACCACAUCAUGGACAACAACCCAGAGUUUAAACUUGGUCUUCUAGUUGCGUACUAUCCAACAUCAAUCCCCGAUCCGAAAGGUCGCUUUCCUUCAAGCAUUCAUGCCCUCGUUCAUUUGACGGGGGAUGACAUUGGCGUAAUUCAUCAGAGUCAGAUGGUCGGCAUCCAGGGCAAGAGGCGACUGAUUAGAAGGAAGCUAGACCGAGGCUUGGGCACAGGUCGCACACUUCAACUUGCCUAUCCCAGCUACAAGUAUAACGCUGAUCCAGGGUUCGCCGAGCAUGAUCUUGAAGAGUACGAACGGAUUAGCGCUGAGUUGGCCUGGUCUCGGAGUCUAGCAGCCGCGCGAGACGCUUUUAAAAUGUAUGUGAACUUAGAGUUGGUUCUCGAACAAAAUGUCCAAGGCAAAUUCUUCACCCGCAAUCUCCGGGACACAUUGUCUACUUAUACAACCCAUAAAGAACCUCAUGUAACUCACAUACCGACUUUGACCGGUGGUAUUGGAAUCAAUGAGCUGGAAAAGUUUUAUGCCCAAUUCUUCAUUGCUAAUUACCCCCCAUCAAUGCUCUUAACUCUGUUGUCCCGAACUAUCGGCACGGACCGUGUUGUCGACGAGAUUCACGUUCGGUUCAAGCACACUCAUGAAAUGCCUUGGAUUCUCCCAGGAGUUCCAGCCACCAAUAAGAAGGUUGAGAUCAUAGUGGUUAGCAUUGUCACUUUGAGAGGAGGCAAGCUCUACCAUGAACACCUAUAUUGGGAUCAGGCCAGCGUUUUGUUCCAGGCUGGCCUUUUAGACCCCAAGCUUAUGCCAGAAUCAGCCCAAAAGCUUGGUGUCGAGAAGUUGCCGGUUGUAGGGAGAGCGGCAGCGAGAAGGCUGCUAAAUGGCCUGGACGCCGAUGAUGAGGGUGAGGCUGAUAAUGCCUUGAUUCCUGAUUGGGACGGAGAUAUUAGCAGCGGGCAAAGCGGGGAUAAGGACCAGGGGACACAGAAUGUUAACGCAGAGUAA
Molecule: messenger RNA, 1368 nt
Organism: Phaeoacremonium minimum UCRPA7
Lineage: Eukaryota; Fungi; Ascomycota; Sordariomycetes; Togniniales; Togniniaceae
Product: putative dienelactone hydrolase protein
Exons: 3
Coding region: 1-1368 (455 amino acids)
Biological process (GO): polyketide metabolic process
Source: RefSeq, a predicted model, not a curated record